AAACGUUAUCGAUCUAUGUAAUGACCCACCACUCCCACCAUCUCCACUUCUUUCUCCAACCCCACCACUUCCACCUUCUCUUCCACCAUCUCCCCCUUCUUCCCCACCAUCUCCAACUUCUAUAAAACUUAAGAAAGAGAGAGAGAGAGAAAGAGAGAGAGAGAAGAAGAAGAAGAAGAAGAGAGAAAGCUCACCUGAGCUCGUCGCCGGAGCCACCACACGCCAGGACGUCGUCAAGCUCGUCACCACCAUCAUCCGCAACCAAAGACUACCAUCGUGUUCCUCUCGUCGAGACGAAUCCGUGGCCACCAAAAACGCCUCAAUCGGAGUCCGGACGAAGCCGCACGCGCCUCCGGAAGUUUCGCCUCUGCGCGCGUGAGGUACACGCGCCGCCGCCGGAAAACGUCGCCACCGCCGGACCACCGUCCCCCGCCGCCGGAAUAUCCGCCGUCGCCGCCGUUGACCGUCGCCGGUAACUCGCCGGUGACUCGGUCAACUCGUCCGAGUCAACUCAGUGAGUCAACUCGGUUGACUCGGUUAACCACUGGUUUGACCGGUUUAAAUUGAUUUCGUUUCGGUUAGGGUAAACCGGUCGGUUUAGUCAAAUCGAUUUCUGGUCAAAGCUUGACCGGGUUGACUUUGACCAACGAGUUGACUUUUCCGUAAAUACCCGUUUUAAACCGUUCGAAAGGCGUUCUGACUCGAAAUUUCGAUCUGAUUUCAGAUUUGGAGUCCAUUUGAGCAGCUGGAGGUCAUAUAUACCACUUCUCUUCAUUGCUAAGGUGAGACCGACGAGCAGGAGUGAUUAUCGGACCGGUGCUAUUGGGCUUUUGGGCUUCUAUCGCUUUUACCGCUUUUAUCUUUAUCGGGUCUUUAGGCCUUUGGACUUUUAUCGUUUAUGUUAUUCCUAUUUCAGACUUUCGGUUUAUGUCGUAUUUUAUAUUUCGGAUGUUAUCGUUAUCGGGCCUUUUGGCGUUAUGCUAUCGUAUUGACUUUUAUAUUAUGGUGGAAAUUAUUAUUAUUAUUUGAGUUGUAUUAUUAUUUUAUUUCCGCUUUAAUCUAUUUAUUAUAUUUCGAAAGUGACGGGUGUCACAUUUUGGUAUCAGAGCUAUUUAUUUAUCGUAACAUUUUAUUAUGUAAAUCGGGGUGUCACAAUUUGGUAUCAGAGCGGGUUCCGUCCCGGCUCCGACCCGGGAUGGCGAUUUUUGGAGACCUGGUUUUAUUCGGUUUUGACGGUUUUAAACGAUUUCAAAAUAUUUUCGGGGAUUUGGGAAUUUUGAAAAUAAAAAUAAAUAGCAUCUUUCCGUUCGAUAUCACUUCUCCUUAAAUGUUGGUAUCCAAAGUUCAGCGUAAGUUAACUUUUCGCUUUCCUUUUAGAUGCCGCCAAGGAGAAGAACCACCCGUGCCCAGACCGCCAGAGCCGUUAGAGACAAUGUAGAUGAGCAUGAGCAGCCUGCAGUUCCACCACCCGCGGCUCCACCAGUUGAUCAGGAUGCAUUGAGACAGAUGGUUCAGGAUGCCGCUAGACAGGCCGCUCAGGAGGCACUUCAGCAGAUUGCCCAGGAGGCAGCCAGGCAGGCCGCUCAGGAGGCCGCCCGAGUAGCUGCUCAGGAGGUUGCUCGUCAGAUGGCUGCCGUUCAGCAGGGUCCUCAGGUUCAGGCGCAGCAGGGUCCGCAGAUUCGGGUUCAGCAAGUUCCACUGGUUCAGGUCCAACAGGAUCAGCAGGGUCCAGUUCAGCAGUUUGCUCAUGGUGUUCAGGAUCUACCGCCACCACCACCGCGACCUCAUGUUUACCCGGUUUAUGAUGAGAGGUUCUACAGGCUGACAUGUCAGAUGAGAAACAUGGAGAUGGAGCAUUUUAGCGGAACAGUGGAUGCUGUAGCUGCACAUGAUUGGAAGUUAGCCUUGCAACGGAAGCUGGAGAUUAUUGAGUGUCCACCAGAGUUGUCGCUCAGAUUGACUAUGCAGUACCUUCGUGGAGAUGCUCUUAUAUGGUGGGAGGGAAUACGAUUGAGUCACUUUGGGCCAGAGAGGCUUACCUUCGCAGACUUCAUCCGAGAGUUCGAUAGGAAAUACUUUCCGAAGGAAGCUAUGGAUAGGAAGAAAUGCGAGUUCGAGCAUGUAAGUCAGGGUAAGAUGUCUAUCAGGGAGUAUGAGGUUGUGUUUAACCAACUUCGCAGGUUUGCUGGAGAGGGCAUUUUAGAGGAAGACCUGAUGAGGAAAUUUUUGAAUGGGAUGCGAGUAGAGAUUCGUAACAGGUGCCGUGUCGCCACUUAUCACAGAUUGGGAGACUUGGUGGAGAAAGCUGCCGAGCAGGAGGCAGGUUUGGCAGAGGAGCAGAAGUACACCAAGGCAGAUCAGCCUAAGUUUGGAGGGACUUUAGAGGCACAGCAGAGGACAUGGGACAAACCGAGCAUACAAUGCUUUUAUUGUGGAAAGAUGGGACAUAAGAGUAGGGUUUGUCGGAGUAGGCUAUUUGAUGCCCAGGUUGCGCCACCAGCAGCGGCAGCAGCACCAGUAGUGGAUGUUAGGAACUGUUUUGGUUGUAACCAGCCUGGUCACAUUUUCAGAGACUGUCCGAGGAGGGGUAAUGCAGCGCUUCCACCACCACCGAAGCGUUUAGCCAUCGCUCCACGUGUGUUUACGGUUGGAGAUCCCCAGGGAGCUGAGCCGAUAGCGGGUGAGACCGACGAGCAGGAGUGAUUAUCGGACCGGUGCUAUUGGGCUUUUGGGCUUCUAUCGCUUUUACCGCUUUUAUCUUUAUCGGGUCUUUAGGCCUUUGGACUUUUAUCGUUUAUGUUAUUCCUAUUUCAGACUUUCGGUUUAUGUCGUAUUUUAUAUUUCGGAUGUUAUCGUUAUCGGGCCUUUUGGCGUUAUGCUAUCGUAUUGACUUUUAUAUUAUGGUGGAAAUUAUUAUUAUUAUUUGAGUUGUAUUAUUAUUUUA
Molecule: messenger RNA, 2944 nt
Organism: Brassica napus (rape)
Lineage: Eukaryota; Viridiplantae; Streptophyta; Magnoliopsida; Brassicales; Brassicaceae
Exons: 4
Coding region: 1378-2703 (441 amino acids)
Biological process (GO): positive regulation of cytoplasmic translation
Cellular component (GO): cytoplasm
Molecular function (GO): single-stranded RNA binding; zinc ion binding; translation regulator activity
Source: RefSeq, a predicted model, not a curated record